Nymphalis io (European peacock) is the source of this 2073-nucleotide messenger RNA. It is a transcript of the gene Pex14, whose product is annotated as peroxisomal membrane protein PEX14. Gene Ontology annotation, biological process: protein import into peroxisome matrix, docking. Gene Ontology annotation, cellular component: peroxisomal importomer complex; peroxisomal membrane. The coding region runs from base 226 to 975 and encodes 249 amino acids. Lineage: Eukaryota; Metazoa; Arthropoda; Insecta; Lepidoptera; Nymphalidae. The record is from RefSeq and is a predicted model, not a curated record. Gene Ontology annotation, molecular function: signaling receptor binding. The transcript has 5 exons.
UUUUUUAUUCCAUAAUAUUUCUCCUAUAAUAGUUCAUAAUUCGUUUUGUGUCAUUUGUGUGAGCUGUGACUUACCAAGUUUUAUAUUGUGAAUUAUAGGAGUGCGAAUGUAUAAUAAGUGUAUUGUGUAACUCUUGAAACUUUUUAUUGACAAUUUUCAUUUAUAUUCAAGUCGACACGAUUGUGAACACUUAUCGUGCUUCUAAAGUCAUAAUUUAAAUUGGAAAUGGCUACAGACGUAUUAACAUCUUCUGGUGCGGAGAUUCGUGAGAAUUUGUUUCAGGUGACAACGGCUGUCAAGUUUCUCUCGAACCCCAACGUGCAGAGAUGCACAUUGGAGAGCAAAGAGAGAUUUCUGAGGAGCAAGGGACUCUCCGAUGCGGAAAUACACAGAGCGAUAGAGAAAUGCGGAGAGAUGUUGGACAUACCAACGUUAUCGUCAGAGCUGAUGCUGUUUCAAAAUUCAAGAAAGUCUUGGUUCAGAGAAAGGAUUCUACCCUUGAUAGUAUACGGCGGAUUCGUUUAUGGCUGUUAUUGGUUUUAUAAGAACUGCAUCAGGCAUCUUCUGUUCGUCGAACAGCCGAAACGUAAAACAACAGCGGAGUGUAUUGACGAGUUACGGAAAUCAUUGGACGUUAUGAACGCGAGCAUAUCCUCAUUGAGGGGUGAGGUCCAGUCUUCCGUCAAGCAGAGCGCUCUGGGAUCGCAGCUAGACAACUUGAAAUCUGAUAUAGCGUCAGUGAAAGGAAUUUUGCUCAAUCGAAACCAGUUUCCUACCCUCAAAACACGCACAGAGCCGCCUUCAAUACCGGCAUGGCAGCGUCAGUCGGAAGAGGCGACUUCCACAGAGGCAGCUGAAGAAAAGAAGAAGCCACACAGGAGUCGCAGCCAGCGAUCCGAGUCCGGUGGUUCUAAUUCUAGUGAAGGAGAACAGGCUACGAAGAAUAGCGACAGCAGCUUGGAGAUCAUAACGUGAAGUUAGAGACUUGUGCAGAAAAGUACAGAUAGGUGUUUAGUCGGACGUUGUAAUAUUUGAUUAGUUAUUGCUAUUAAAAUCAUUUGCUAAUUGUGAUAAUUCGUAUUUAUGAUGUUCCUCGUAUAAGAGUACUUUACAAGCGAAAAACAAUGCAUUGUUUUGUUGUAGAAAUCGGUUUUUCAAUUUGUAACUUGAUGACAAAUAAUGUGAGUUUUUAAUAUUAUUAAAAUCAUGUCUUCAAAUUUUUUACACUCUUAGGAUGUUUCGAUGUUGUUACUCGAAGAAUAAAAAUAAAAUAGUUUUAUAAUUUAAAAGAAGAAUAUAUGUAUAUUACCCGGGCAAUAAUAAAAAUUAAAAUGUUAACAGAGAGAAUUGAAAGUCAUUUUACUUACAGAUUAUAAAUAUUUUAUCAUCUGUGAAUUUGAACCUUUAUUGACAAAAAUGCAUUAAUAUAAAUCGAAUUAAAGAAACAAAAUUACUAAAGGCUAAAUACGCAUACUACCAUAGUAAGUUGUUUUAUAAAUUCCUUAGAUAUAUAUUCAUUAGAUAUAAUGAUCAAAAUUGAAAAAAUGUAUAUUCUACUUUUAAAUAAAUUUUAUAAAAAAUGUCUCGUGAAUAUUUGUGGGCAGGCAUGUUUUUUAAGUGAUUUGUUUUUUUUUUUUUUGGUUAAGGUAAUUUCAAAGUCAACUAUAGCGUAAAUACAUGUGUAAUAUUUGAGUAAAACAUUUUCGAAAGGCUUAAUUUUUGGCAGAGUUGAACUCUAUUUUUCUUUGCAAACUCUUAUUUAACUUUACCUAUUAAUUGAUUUUGUGAGCAUGCAAGUCGCAUUAAUAACUUAUGUUUUCUCCAAUAUUGAAGUGAUUAGUAUGUGUUUCGUCAAGUACAAUAACUUUAAAAAAAAAGGCUUAAAGAGUUCUUCCAUGAUUUAAUUAAUUAUUAAUAUAAAGUUAUAUAAACAUGACUACGAUUCUGUUUAAUUUAUUAAGCGUUUUUAAUCUGUCUACCAUAUUAGAUUACUGGUGACAUCAUAUUAUAUUAAUUAAAAAUCAUCAGAUUUCAUUAGCAACGCACAUAUAUAAACAUUUGAUUUUUUUGUUA